CCAUGCCCGACAUCAUGCCCGACCCUCACCGUGGGCACCCCGAACGCAUCCCCGAAGACUGCGAUGACGAACGUACUCGGCAUGGGGAGCGACGUGAACCAUGAACCUGACGAGCCCAGGCGCAACCAAAAAUUUCCAAAACGUCGGUAUAGAUGCCUUCGAAUUCUCGGAUCCUUCCACUUCUUCUGAUCGGGAAGCGGUCAAAACAUGGCGAACCUCUGUGAUACCUAUAUCUGAUAACGAGCGUAUUCAGCUAGCUAUCGAUAAGUAGCCAUGUCGUCCGUAACUGAUUCUGUCAUCUUUAGAAACAUAUUCUCUACUCCAGCCAUCUCCUCCAUCUGGUCAGACACACAACGCACUUCCUAUUAUCUCCUCUUUGAAGCAUCCUUGGCAUCUGUCCAGGCAGAUAUCGGAAUCAUUCCUCGCCAGGCUGCCGAUGCCAUCCUCGCCUUUUGCCAUGUCACCAACAUAGACUUCGAUGAAUUAAGAAUACAAACAGAAAAAAUAGGUUAUCCCGUCCUAGGGGUAGUCAAACAGAUAGUCCAGAAUGUAAACAAUCUCCAGCCUGGUCUGGGCGAAUGGGCUCACUGGGGCGCUACCACCCAGGAUGUCACCGACACCGCAACAAUCCUACAACUUCGUGAUACUCUCAAUCUUAUCUCAGAGGCAUUGGACGCAAUUACCUCGGACCUCCGCAAUCUCUGUCAAACUCACAAAGCAACCCUCAUGGUAGCUCGCAGCAACCUUCAGCAAGCCGUACCCAUGACCUUUGGCUUCAAGAUGGCCCGCCUCCUCGCCACCUUUGAAAGGCACAAACAACGCCUCGCUGAAAUAAAAUCCCGUCUGCUCGUGCUCGAGUUCGGUGGCGCUGCCGGGACACUCGCCACUAUCAAAGAUGGUCGGGGUCUCGAAUGCCAAGCAGCCCUCGCCAAGAAACUGGGUCUAUCAGUUCCAGAGAUCGCAUGGCACACAGAACGUGAUCGCAUCGCUGAAGUUGGCGGCUUUUUCGCCCUUCUCACCGGGACCUGUGCUAAAUUCGCCACGGACGUCAAGCUCAUGAUGCAAACGGAAGUCGGAGAGGUCUCAGAGCCAUUCUAUCCGCACCGCGGCUCCUCCUCGACGAUGCCACAGAAACGCAAUCCCAUCUCCAGCGUGUAUAUCACCGCCAUGGCUGCGACUGUCCGUCAGCUCUCUGCAGCACUGUAUGAUGCCAUGGUUGAGGACCACGAACGCGCAACGGGGCCUUGGGAGAUUGAGUGGAUCGUGCUCCCGCAGAUCUGCACUCUCACGCACGCUGCAUUAUUGAAAACAUCCGAGCUCAUUACGGGGCUGGAAGUCCAUUCGGGCGCUAUGAAGAAAAAUUUGGAAAUUACAAGAGGCGGCGUGGUAAGCGAGGCUGUCAUGAUGGGUCUUGCUCCAAAAUUAGGACGACAGUUUGCGCAUGAUUUGGUUUACGAACUGUGUAGGCGGAGUGUCCAGGAGGAUCUCCCUUUGUUGACACUGCUCUGUGCGGAUGAUAAAGUCCGGGAGAGUGGGCUAUCGAAAGAGGAGCUUGAGGGGCUUUGUGAUCCAGCUAAUUACACGGGGUUGUCCGUGGAAAUGGUCGAUCGUGUUUUGGCUGCAACGAGUUGAAACAAGUUUCAUCAGCUGUCGUUUAUCACUUUCCACGUUCGUCAAUCAUCACACUAGGUUGUACACGUACUAGUAUUGCAGCGAUGUCCUAAGUACAUGCCCGGGGUGACGCCAAUCUCGGCCGGUCAGUGCUAGGCACCGAACACACAGCAUCAGAGCCGCACGUCCCAGGUCAUCAGACCAUGUACAGUAGUCCUCUCCGUCUUAUCUACUGCACUGGCCCAGAUUUAAU
Suillus subalutaceus is the source of this 1864-nucleotide messenger RNA. Its product is annotated as L-Aspartase-like protein. NCBI's taxonomy places the organism in Eukaryota, Fungi, Basidiomycota, Agaricomycetes, Boletales, Suillaceae. Gene Ontology annotation, biological process: 3,4-dihydroxybenzoate catabolic process. Bases 274 to 1632 code for a protein of 452 amino acids. Gene Ontology annotation, molecular function: catalytic activity. The record is from RefSeq and is a predicted model, not a curated record. The transcript is spliced from 3 exons.